GCAACAUCUCUGAGGAUCAGAUUGUUUGCUCUACAACCCCUCUCUCUCUCUCUCAAUAUGGAUGUCAGUAGAAGCACCCGUGACCUCUCACUUUCUGUCAAUGAUUCUCCAAGUCUGCUUCACUUUCCACCUAAAACCAGUACUAACUUACAGGAUGUCAAAACUAAGGCGCGCUUUCUAUCUUGUUCUUCUUCUCCUUUUGUUUAACGUAAACCCAACACGAUGCCACACCAAAGGAUUUCGACCGAGGAAUUCAAUGGGGAAGCAAUUCGCAAGGAAUUUGACCCGAACCCAAUUCUCAGAACAGCAGUUUAUGAAGUGGGUCAAGUUUGUUGGUAAGCUCAAACACUCGGUUUUCAGAACCGCAAAGAAUAAGCUGUUCCCUUCUUACACUCUUAAUGUGGCUAAACAUCCGGGGGGCGGAGAUUUCACAUCAAUUCAGGAUGCCAUUGAUUCAUUACCAUUUAUCAACCUUGUGAGAGUGGUCAUCAAGGUCCAUGCAGGUGUUUACACGGAGAAAGUUAACAUACCACAAUUAAAAUCCUACAUAACCAUUGAAGGAGCAGGCGCAGAUAAAACAAUUGUGCAAUGGGGAGACACAGCUCAAACACCAGGACCAAGAGGGCAGCCGAUGGGAACCUACGCUUCUGCAACUUUUGCUGUGAAUUCCCCUUAUUUCUUGGCCAAGAACAUCACAUUCAAGAACACAACCCCAGUUCCAGCACCAGGGGCAAUAGGAAAGCAAGCAGUGGCAUUUAGAAUAUCAGCAGACACAGCAUCAUUCGUCGGGUGUAGAUUCUUGGGAGCACAGGACACGCUCUAUGACCAAGUGGGUAGGCACUAUUACAAGGAUUGUUACAUUGAAGGUUCUGUGGACUUCAUCUUUGGCAAUGGUCUAUCUCUUUUCGAGGGAUGUCACGUGCAUGCAAUAGCACAGAACAUGGGGGCCCUAACAGCUCAAGGGAGGAGCAGUCUUUUAGAUGACACGGGUUUCUCAUUCGUGAACUGUAAGGUCACGGGCUCAGGAGCACUCUUCCUUGGGAGGGCAUGGGGUCCUUUCUCUCGGGUUGUCUUUGCUUACACGUACAUGGACAACAUUAUCAUUCCCAAAGGCUGGUAUAACUGGGGUGACCCUAACCGUGAAAUGACUGUGUUUUAUGGGCAGUAUAAGUGCACAGGACCAGGAGCUAGCUUUGCAGGGAGAGUGUCAUGGUCUAGGGAACUUACUGAUGAGGAAGCCAAGCCUUUUAUUUCACUUAGCUUCAUUGAUGGGUCUGAAUGGAUUAAGUUGUAAUUAAUCCACAAUUUUUGUUUUGUUUUUUUAAAUUUUACAAUCAUUGAAGAAGAAUAUCAAGUAGUGGGAACCUCACCCAACAUAAAUAAUGUUUCUGGAUAUAUUAAUUAGAAAGGUCACAAUUGCAUUACAAAUCAUGAUAAA
This is a messenger RNA of Carya illinoinensis, 1438 nucleotides long. Its product is annotated as probable pectinesterase 53. The transcript has 6 exons. Gene Ontology annotation, biological process: cell wall modification. The record is from RefSeq and is a predicted model, not a curated record. Gene Ontology annotation, molecular function: pectinesterase activity. Bases 62 to 1294 code for a protein of 410 amino acids. NCBI's taxonomy places the organism in Eukaryota, Viridiplantae, Streptophyta, Magnoliopsida, Fagales, Juglandaceae.